GAGAGUGAGUGCCUGAGGAUGCAGUUAGACCUCCCUUCUGUGGAGGGGCACCGGCAGUGAGUGAGGUGGGGUGCCCUUGAGCCCAGACAGAGGAGAGCAACGGGGCCAGGACCUGAGGCCUGGUAGAGUGCCCAGAGGGGCCUUGCUUCCUGCUCUGCCGGCUGUGUUUACUGAGUGAGCUGCUGUGUUCCCGGGGGUGGGGCAGUGGGUAAGUGCCAAGGUGGCACGAGGCUGGGCAUGUGCCCUGCCACAGAUAGUGUCUAAGGAGUGUCAGGCACAGGGACAUGGCGCUGUGAGGACCUCUGCCCCUACUCCAGCACCUGGAUCUCCUUAGAAGAUGACCUCUGACCUGGGGACCGCUAGAGUAUCAAAGUAUAGGUACCCCCAGCCCUGGGUCCAGUCCCCUAUCUGUGAGUCCUGGCACUGCUUAUAGCCUCUGACGCCAGAGGGGCUGAAAAUAGCCCCUUAGGGGAGGGAGAGGGGGGCUAUUUAAAGGACCCAGAAGCAGCAGAGCCUGAGAGAGUGAGGCACGAUCAUGGCCACUUCAGAGCUGAGCUGCCAGGUGUCGGAGGAAAACCAGGAGCGCAGAGAGGCCUUCUGGGCCGAGUGGAAGGAUUUGACACUAUCCACGCGGCCUGAGGAGGGCUGCUCCCUGCAUGAGGAGGAUGCCCAGCAGCGGGAGACCUACCACAGGCAGGGCCAGUGCCAGACGCUAGUGCAGCGCUCCCCCUGGCUGGUGAUGCGGAUGGGCAUCCUUGGCCAAGGGCUCCAGGAGUACCUGCUGCCCUACCAGCGGGUGCUGCCACUGCCCAUCUUCACCCCCACCAAGGUGGGCACCACUAAAGAGGAGCGCGAAGACACCCCCGACCAGCUGCGGGACAUCCUGGCCCUGGAGGCAGCCCUGGGCGGCCAGUGUGUGGAGCGCCAGGAUGUGGCGGAGAUCACCAAGCAGCUGCCCCCCGUGGUGGCUGUCAGCAAGCCUGGGGCCCUGCGCCGCUCCCUGUCCCGCUCUAUGUCCCAGGAGGCACAGAGAGGCUGAGAGGGACUGUGGGCUGCCCUGUGCCCGCCCUGGGCUGGGCCCUUCCCGGCUAGGACCACAGAGCAAAGCUGCUGGCCGUGGAUGCUUUGUAGUUUGCCAGAGUUGGGGGCUAAGAAAGGCAGGAGCUAGAGCCCAGGGUGCUCAGGGCUCCGGAGUUCCCACAGGGAGGGGAGUAGACAUGGCAAGCUGGGGGCCAGCACAGCUGAGCACCACCAGCCCCUGGAGAACAGAUGGAAGGUGCCGGUGAGGGCAGGAGGCCCUGUGUGAGGAGCGCCUGACCUGGGCUUCCACUUCAGAGAAGGAUGAGGAAAAGUGUACAGGGGCCUGGGAUCCUUCAGGGGAGGGGGCUUGAAGAAGAUUGGUGGAAGGGGGAUGUGAGUAGAGCAGAGGCAUGGCAAGGCCCCCAGCACCCUGUUAGCGCUGUAAUAAAUGCUGAGUCAUA
Erinaceus europaeus (western European hedgehog) is the source of this 1481-nucleotide messenger RNA. It is a transcript of the gene TCAP, whose product is annotated as titin-cap. The transcript is spliced from 2 exons. The record is from RefSeq and is a predicted model, not a curated record. Bases 536 to 1039 code for a protein of 167 amino acids. Gene Ontology annotation, cellular component: Z disc. Gene Ontology annotation, biological process: cardiac muscle contraction; detection of muscle stretch; cardiac myofibril assembly. Gene Ontology annotation, molecular function: protein-macromolecule adaptor activity; structural constituent of muscle; titin Z domain binding. NCBI's taxonomy places the organism in Eukaryota, Metazoa, Chordata, Mammalia, Eulipotyphla, Erinaceidae.